GUUCGUUUGCCAAAACACUUCCGCUUAGUUCUCACUCCCAACCUGGCUCAGCCUUUCCCAGCGGAGUUGUCUGCGUGAGCGGCUAUCACUGCAGGGCAAGUCACGUACACACAGAAGUAAAGAUGCCACCAAAGAAGGGAGAAGCCCCGAAGCAACCCCCGUUGAUUGGACGCUUCGGGACGUCGCUUAAAAUUGGAAUUGUGGGCCUGCCUAACGUCGGGAAAUCCACCUUUUUCAACGUGUUGACCAAAAGUCAAGCAGCAGCUGAGAACUUCCCCUUCUGCACCAUCGACCCCAAUGAAAGCAGAGUGCCUGUCCCUGACGAACGUUUUGAUUUCCUCUGCACGUAUCAUAAACCAGCCAGUAAGGUUCCCGCGUUCCUGAAUGUGGUAGAUAUCGCCGGCCUGGUGAAGGGGGCCCACGCGGGACAAGGACUGGGAAACGCGUUCCUCUCCCACAUCAGUGCCUGUGACGGCAUCUUCCACAUGACACGUGCCUUUGAUGAUGAGGACAUCAUUCACGUAGAGGGCAACGUGGACCCAGUGCGGGACAUGGAGAUCAUCCACGAGGAGCUGCGGCUCAAGGACGAGGAGAUGAUCACACCCAUAAUCGACAAGCUGGAGAAGACGGCGGUCCGAGGCAAUGACAAGAAGCUUAAACCUGAAUACGAAAUCAUGUUAAAGGUGAAGAACUGGGUGGUCGACGAAAAGAAACACGUGCGAUUCCAUCACGACUGGAACGAUAAAGAGAUAGAGGUUUUGAACAAGUACCUGUUCCUCACGUCCAAACCGAUGAUCUACCUGGUCAACCUCUCAGAGAAGGAUUACAUCAGGAAAAAGAACAAGUGGUUGGCAAAAAUCAAGGAGUGGGUGGACGCUCACGACCCUGGCGCCAUGGUGAUCCCCCUCAGCGGAGCAUUGGAGUCCAAACUAUUUGACAUGGAAGCAGAAGAGCAGAAGAAAUACUGCGAGGAGCAAAAGACACAGAGCGUCCUGACCAAAAUAAUCAAGACUGGCUACGCGGCGCUACAGCUGGAGUACUUCUUCACAGCGGGACCGGACGAGGUUCGAGCGUGGACUGUCAGGAAGGGCAGCAAAGCGCCGCAGGCGGCGGGAAAGAUCCACACCGACUUCGAGAAGGGCUUCAUCAUGGCCGAGGUGAUGAAGUUUGCCGACUUCAAAGAGGAGGGCAGUGAAAAUGCGGUUAAGGCUGCUGGGAAAUACAGACAGCAGGGUCGGAACUACAUAGUGGAGGACGGAGACAUCAUCUUCUUUAAAUUCAACACACCCAAUGCGCCAAAGAAGAAAUAAGAAUGUCAAAAAAAAUAUUUUUAAGAGGAAAAUGCCAUCCCUGUUUUGCUUUUUAUUGAUCACACACAGAAGGCCUUCUAUGUGCCCUGGUAUCAUGUGGACUUUCUAAGAUGCCCCCUCAUCAUCAAAUAUGCACAUGUCAAUAAAAUUGGAUGGAACCCACUCGUUUUCAUGACAUUAAAUUUUUGACGUUAUCAUCCCA
Corythoichthys intestinalis (scribbled pipefish) is the source of this 1512-nucleotide messenger RNA. RefSeq names its product Obg-like ATPase 1 (gene ola1). Lineage: Eukaryota; Metazoa; Chordata; Actinopteri; Syngnathiformes; Syngnathidae. The transcript is spliced from 11 exons. The record is from RefSeq and is a predicted model, not a curated record. Bases 123 to 1310 code for a protein of 395 amino acids. Gene Ontology annotation, molecular function: GTP binding; ATP binding; ATP hydrolysis activity. Gene Ontology annotation, cellular component: cytoplasm.